AUGGAAGCUGGGAAAGCUCUAAUGGUGCUCCUUGGGGAAGGAAGCAAGGUACUUUGGAAGGCAGCUGUAAAGACGGCUUCAGACAUCAUAUUCAGAGACAGGAUGUCGAGAAUGGAGGCUGAAAUGGUCCUGGACGUUACUCCAAGCACGGACAAGGAUAAAGUCAGAGAUGCAUUUCUUAGGAUAUAUUGUUCGAAUUCCAAGGAAAAUGGCGGUUCUCCCUACAUACAAUCAAGGGCACUUGCGGCAUAUACGGUUCUAUCGAACACAAGCCUGGACCCUCCGGAUUGUCCAAGUCCCGAAACUCACCAGGAAGCCAAUGUGAGCAUUCUUUCUGCAAAGAAUAAAAGAACUUAA
Messenger RNA from Encephalitozoon cuniculi GB-M1, 357 nucleotides. RefSeq lists its product as uncharacterized. The transcript has a single exon. Lineage: Eukaryota; Fungi; Microsporidia; Unikaryonidae. The record is from RefSeq and is marked provisional. Bases 1 to 357 code for a protein of 118 amino acids.